UUUGCACUUUACCACACUGAUUUACUAAACAAGCAAAAUGGGAAAGAGAGCUGCAGGAUUUGUUCUUUUCAGGCGCCUGUGUGGGCAAAUUGAAUAUUUAUUAUUGAAAGCUUCAUAUGGUGACUUCCAUUGGAGUGCGCCCAAAGGUCACGUUGAUCCUGGCGAAGACGACUUCACAACUGCUCGCCGCGAAACCAAAGAAGAAGCCGGUUAUGACGAAAAGGAUUUAAUUAUUUACCCUGAUCAGCAAGUUACACUCAAUUACGAGGUCAAGGGUAAGCCCAAGAUUGUUAUUUACUGGCUAGCGGAGCUUCGGGAUCCUAAUCAACCUGUGGUGCUUUCUGAGGAGCAUACAGAGUAUAAAUGGCUGGUCAAGGAGGCGGCAAAAGAAUGCGCUAAAUAUAAGGACUACCAAGGAAUGAUUGAUAAUUUCCAUUUAAUGAUACUAGAAAUGGAUAAGAAUAAAGCUGACUGUCCCUAAAAAUACCACAAAUUCAGUGCUGCAAGUUGUGGCGUAAAAUACUAACUUUUCAUGUUAAGCAACACUGUUUUUAAGGCAUCUGCAGAUUGAUUUUGUUGUAAAAACUCGGCAAGAAUUCAAUAAAAUUUGAGAUUCAAAAAG
Molecule: messenger RNA, 622 nt
Organism: Drosophila sulfurigaster albostrigata
Lineage: Eukaryota; Metazoa; Arthropoda; Insecta; Diptera; Drosophilidae
Gene: Apf
Product: bis(5'-nucleosyl)-tetraphosphatase [asymmetrical]
Exons: 2
Coding region: 38-481 (147 amino acids)
Biological process (GO): ATP biosynthetic process; AMP biosynthetic process
Molecular function (GO): bis(5'-nucleosyl)-tetraphosphatase (asymmetrical) activity
Source: RefSeq, a predicted model, not a curated record